Messenger RNA from Nicotiana attenuata, 887 nucleotides. RefSeq lists its product as uncharacterized. Lineage: Eukaryota; Viridiplantae; Streptophyta; Magnoliopsida; Solanales; Solanaceae. The record is from RefSeq and is a predicted model, not a curated record. The transcript is spliced from 2 exons. Bases 145 to 528 code for a protein of 127 amino acids.
CUGAGUGAACCCGUAGUUACAGAAAAAAGUUUGAAGUUCGGACCCUUGGUUAAGCCCAAAACAGUUUUCUCUCACAAAAAUCAAAAUCAAACCUUUUUCCUAGAAACCAAACAGAUCUCAAGACUCCCCACAGCAAAUUCGUCAAUGGCUUCAUCAGGAAAAUCGGUGAUCCAAACCCUAAAGCGCUUCAUGAAGAAGCCAUGGGAGUUCACUGGACCACAAACAAGUCCAGAGUAUCUAUCCGCUGUACCCAAGGCAACGGAUUACAGGCUCUUCUGUCCGGCCACAGCUCAAGCUAAGGCCAUCGUACCUACUUCCGAUCCUGAAACCGUGUUUGACAUCAAGUACUUUUCGCGUGACCAGAGACGUAACCGUCCUCCAAUUAGGCGUACUUUCCUCAAUAAAGCUGAUGUUGAGAAGAUGAUGAUGGAGAAGAAGACUUUUGAUGUCGAUGAUUUUCCUCAGCCUUAUUUGACUGCUAAGAUUGAAGAGGAUAUGGAUGCUAUUGGUGGUGGAUACCAGAAAUGAAGACUGUGGUUGGGCCGAAGACUCCGUUGCUGUCAAUAACAGUAGCUGAUGAUGUAUUGCAGUGUCAGCCAAGUGCCAUGCAAAUGUACUCCCUUUGUUUUCAACAUGUUAAGAUUUAUAUUCCUGGAGCAAUUUGGUUUUACAGCAAAAAGUUUCAGCAGCUAAAUAAUUCUGUUCAAUUAUCUUAUGCAGAUUAUGUUCCCUAUCUUUUGUUUGAAAUGUCCAAGCUAGUCAAAUUCUGCAUGUGAUUAGCUAAUAGUCCGAUUCUGAUUUCCCAAAUUAGCAGCUUCGCCUGAUGUCAUACCAUGGACCUCGAAAGAUAUUGAUAUCAAUUUUAGUUGUGGCUUCAAUUACUGUCA